Messenger RNA from Cylicocyclus nassatus, 2329 nucleotides. NCBI's taxonomy places the organism in Eukaryota, Metazoa, Nematoda, Chromadorea, Rhabditida, Strongylidae. The record is from the annotation of a GenBank genome assembly.
CACGGCAACACCGUUCAGCGCCCUUCUAUCAGUAUAAAUUCCGAAGUCCAAAUAGUCUCUUUCGCUUGCCAUGUCUAUCCGUUCCUUUCUUAUUUUAGUGCUAUUUUUCAAGGAUGCUAGACAAAACCCGUUUGAGGCACCCCCUAUUCCCUAUCCAUUCGAUCCCGGCUUUCUGAAUGACACGGAACUGACGAGAGCUUGCUUGCUAGAUCUCACUGCCUUCUAUGCUGGGCUUACCACGUUUACGACUACCUUCGUUGCCUGUAGGCAACAAAACGGUAGUGCGUGUACACCGGCACAGCAAAAACAGCUUGACGAUAAUAUCUUUGCUAUACAACAACUUGAUGCGUUUGGGAAGAUCCCGCCUGGACUGUUGGAGCUCACCAUCAUGAAUUCAGGAUCAUACAGGGAAUGCAUGGAAGUUAAAGCUCCUUAUGAAGUCCAGUAUUGCUAUGUAAAUGCCGCUGUCACCAAUAUGUCGCAAUUUACCGACAUUGAGAUAAAUAUGCCUGCCACAGGGAAUGCUAACAUUGGACCAAAAGUUGCAGUAUGUAUGCCAGAAAGCUGCACAAAGAAGGAUAUAGCGAAUUUUCUGAACGCUGCUAACGCACAACAGUUGAUUCCCUUACAAUUUACGGGAACGAGUUGCGUACCAAAAAGCAAUACGUAUCCAGUAGCAUUUUGGAUAUACAUGGCUUUCCUGGCAUUUUUCAUCUCAUGGGCAAUUGUUGCAACUGGUGUUGACUAUGUAUGGCAAAAUCACUACAAAGAAAAAGAGCAAAACAAAGCUGUGCGUGUGCUACUCACUUAUUCAAUAUAUAGCAAUGGUUCUAUAUUAAUGGACGUUCGCCCACCUAAAAAAGGAACGCUCAAAUCAUUAGCAUCUAUUCGAUUCAUAUCCAUGUCAUGGGUAGCAGUCGGUCACGUUUUGAUGCAGGAAGCUUUCAACGACAGGCUCCAAAUCACAAUGAACGUAUGGGAUCCACCAUUAUCAAACACUAUUACAAAUGGCGUUUUGUCAGUUGAUACUUUCUUUACGUUAUCUGGUCUUCUCGUAGCCUACAUAUUCUUCAAGUCCAAACCCUCCAUCAAAUUCAUCAAAAAUCCAAUGCUCUGGAUAAUGUUUUAUGUGCAUCGCUGGCUUAGACUGACACCGCCUAUAAUGAUGUUUAUUGGUUUCUAUGUAAUCAUGGAUCCUUUCGUUCAUGGACCAUGGGCUCAAUCAAAGGUUGAUCUUAUUGAUCAAGGACCGGAAGUCUGCAAAAAAUACUUUUGGCGUAAUCUGCUUUACAUCAACAACUUCUUCGCGCCUGAGGAGAACUGUUACGCAGUAACGUGGUAUCUGGCCGUUGACACUCAACUUUACUUCGUCGCUCCAGUUUUUCUUAUCGUUUUUGUCAUUUCUCAAUUCGCUGGAUUCUUGCUUGUUGUUGCAUGCAUCGCUGGCAGCGUUGGUUAUGUGUAUGCCAUUACCAUACAAAAAUCGCUACCUGGUGCUAUGGGGAUUCCCCAAGCCAACGCUAUGAUGGACUUCUUCACGUUACAUUAUGAGAAGCCGUGGACACGGUGUACUCCUUUUUUGAUUGGAUUCUUAACAGGUUACGUGCUAGCAUUGGGAAAGAAGCCAAAGUUGAUAAAACGCCUUGUAAUACCAAUCUGGUUGUUGGCAACUGCAGUUGCUCUGGCAUGUGUUUACGGAUCUCAUCGCUACUUAACCGGAGAUGAUGACUGGAAUGUAAUAGUUCGAGCUACAUACAAUAACUUUUCCCGAAUUGGAUGGGCAUUGGCAGUAUGUUGGGUCAUUGCAGCAAAUCAUUGGGAAUGGGGAGGAAUGAUAGCUAAAUUUAUGGACCAUCCCGCAUGGCAACCAUUAGGCAAACUUUCGUACUGCGGCUAUAUUACCCACUAUUUUAUUGCUCGUUACAUUCAUGAUUUAGACGAUCGGCCCACUCACUUCACUUCCCUAUGGCGUAUGUACAUAUAUGUGCUUAUUCCUAACGUUGUUGUUUCCUACGUAUUUUCAUUCUUCUGGAGCUGCUUAUUCGAAAUACCAGUCGUGAAGUUAGAAAAAAUGCUGACCGAUGGUCUAGUACCACGGAAACCAGCUACGGUCAAACCCGUAGAAGAAGGAACUAGCAAAGGAGGAGUUGACCUAACGACGGCUGAACCAGUUACUAAAAAGAAAGGCUCCGAUUCCGGAGCAGCUGCACUUCCCGAGAAGAAAGCAGCUAAUAAUCUCAUGAAUAAGUCACAUCUUCGUGAUUUCCAGGCUCAGGGUAGGAUUCCAUCAACUUGCAGAACUUUGUCUCGCUCGUCUGUAUCAAAGUAG